GGAACCCAAACUUGUGCAGUAAUGUGUGUUUUUCUCGUUUGAAAUGUUUUUUCCCUUGACAAGCUCUUCCUACAGAUGUUCUAGUUUGUCCUCUUCGCGUCGUUGAAAGAUUUCGAGAUCUUCGUCCUGAUGAGGUGGCAGAUCUGUUCAUGACCACACAGAGAAUAGCUGAUGUGAUUGAGAAACACUUUCAGGCGUCCUCCCUAACCAUUGCCAUUCAGGACGGACCUGAGGCAGGACAGACGGUGAAGCAUGUCCAUGUUCACGUGCUUCCGAGGAAGGCUGGAGACUUCGAUAAGAACGACAGCAUCUAUGAUGAGCUCCAGAAACAUGAUCGGGAAAACGAGGAUGUUCCUUCCAAAUGGCGAUCAGAAGAGGAGAUGGCCAAAGAGGCGACACAAUUGCACGGCCUCUUCAACUAGCUUAGCCAGGGGUGGAAGACCUGCAGAUGGAGGGCAUCAACAAGUUGAUAGAUGUUCUUAUCUAUCUUUUUGACCGUUU
This is a messenger RNA of Sinocyclocheilus grahami, 501 nucleotides long. RefSeq names its product fragile histidine triad diadenosine triphosphatase. Gene Ontology annotation, cellular component: cytoplasm; plasma membrane; nucleus. Bases 150 to 422 code for a protein of 90 amino acids. Gene Ontology annotation, biological process: purine nucleotide metabolic process; negative regulation of proteasomal ubiquitin-dependent protein catabolic process; diadenosine triphosphate catabolic process. Gene Ontology annotation, molecular function: bis(5'-adenosyl)-triphosphatase activity; ubiquitin protein ligase binding. The transcript is spliced from 5 exons. The record is from RefSeq and is a predicted model, not a curated record. Lineage: Eukaryota; Metazoa; Chordata; Actinopteri; Cypriniformes; Cyprinidae.